Molecule: messenger RNA, 153 nt
Organism: Debaryomyces tyrocola
Lineage: Eukaryota; Fungi; Ascomycota; Pichiomycetes; Serinales; Debaryomycetaceae
Source: the annotation of a GenBank genome assembly
AUGCCUAAUACUAACGACCCGAUAGAUAAUGAAUUUAAAUCAUUUAAUACGACAUUGCUAGAAAUUGAGAAUCAAAUAGAGAAGAUUGAAACUAUAACAAAGGAACUAGAUAAUUGGUCAAAAGAAUUGUCAUCAAAGGUUAAAAAGCUUUGA